Scleropages formosus (Asian bonytongue) is the source of this 5833-nucleotide messenger RNA. It is a transcript of the gene ide, whose product is annotated as insulin-degrading enzyme. The transcript is spliced from 25 exons. Gene Ontology annotation, molecular function: metalloendopeptidase activity; metal ion binding. The record is from RefSeq and is a predicted model, not a curated record. Lineage: Eukaryota; Metazoa; Chordata; Actinopteri; Osteoglossiformes; Osteoglossidae. Gene Ontology annotation, biological process: amyloid-beta metabolic process; hormone catabolic process; peptide catabolic process. Gene Ontology annotation, cellular component: peroxisomal matrix; cytosol; mitochondrion. The coding region runs from base 335 to 3271 and encodes 978 amino acids.
UUUCGCUCGGGCUGCAGCUACACGGUUAUUAUUUUUCCUGCACUCAACGAGUCAAGAGUGUCUCGAGCCGGAAACAGCCUUGCUAAUCGAUUUACUUUUCGGCAACACCAUCGAUCGAGUCAUUUCAGCAAAGGCGGUCACACGUGUCACUGCGGCACAAACGCCCGAUAUUAAUUCGGGGCUUCAGCUUCAACUUCGGGACUCACGUUGGUGACACCGAGGAAGUCAGUGAGAUUUUUUUAAGAGGAGCCGGAUACUCGGCACUCGAUUGAGCGGGACUGGGAAUCAUGGCGCCUUAAGCUUUAGCAGACCCAAAACACCCCAGGACCUCAAGAUGACAGAGCCAGCGCUUCGAAGGGUGGUGACUGACAUCAUCCGAUCACCAGAGGACAAGCGAGUGUACCGGGGCCUGGAGUUCGCCAAUGGUUUGAAGGCAAUUCUUAUAAGCGACCCCACUACAGACAAGUCCUCGGCCGCGCUAGACGUCCACAUUGGUUCACUCUCAGACCCCACCGAAAUUUCAGGCUUGGCCCACUUUUGCGAGCACAUGCUGUUCCUGGGGACGGAGAAGUACCCCAAGGAGAAUGAGUACAGUCAGUUUCUCAGCGAGCAUGCGGGCAGCUCCAAUGCCUUUACCAGUGGAGAGCACACAAACUACUACUUUGAUGUGUCCCACGAGCACCUCCAGGGGGCAUUGGACAGGUUUGCCCAGUUCUUUCUUUGCCCACUCUUUGAUGAGAGCUGUAAGGACCGAGAAGUGAACGCCGUCGACUCGGAACAUGAGAAGAACCUCAUGAAUGAUGCCUGGAGGCUGUUCCAGUUGGAGAAGGCCACUGGGAACCCCAAUCACCCGUUCAGUAAAUUUGGAACAGGGAACAAACUUACUUUGGAGACAAGACCAUCAAAAGAGGGCAUUGAUGUUCGUCAGGAGCUGCUGAAAUUCCACUCCACGUACUACUCCUCUAACCUAAUGGGUCUGUGCGUCCUGGGUAGAGAAUCCUUGGAUGAGCUCACAGAUAUGGUUGUCAAGCUGUUUGCCGAGGUAGAGAACAAGAAUGUCCCUGUUCCAGAAUUCCCAGAGCACCCUUUCCAGGAGGAGAACCUCAGGCAAUUUUACAAAGUGGUGCCCAUCAAAGAUAUCAGGAACCUGUAUGUAACCUUCCCAAUCCCAGACCUGCAGAAGUAUUACAAGUCAAACCCAGGCCACUAUCUGGGUCACUUGAUUGGGCAUGAGGGCCCCGGAAGCCUUUUGUCAGAGCUGAAGGCUAAAGGCUGGGUAAACACUCUGGUGGGAGGUCAGAAAGAGGGAGCAAAGGGGUUCAUGUUCUUCAUCAUCAACGUGGACCUGACAGAGGAGGGCCUGUUGCACGUCGAGGACAUCAUCUUCCACAUGUUCCAGUACAUUCAGAAGCUGCGCACAGAGGGCCCACAGGAGUGGGUUUUCCAGGAGUGUAAAGACUUGAAUACAGUGGCCUUCAGGUUCAAAGACAAAGAACGGCCACGUGGAUACACGUCCAAAAUAGCAGGCCUCCUCCAUUACUACCCUCUGGAGGAGGUGCUGGCUGCAGAAUACCUGCUGGAGGAGUUCAGGCCGGACCUGAUCGAAAUGGUGCUGGACAAGCUGAGGCCAGAGCAUGUCAGAGUUGCAGUUGUCUCUAAGUCAUUUGAAGGCCAGACGGAUAAGACCGAAGAAUGGUAUGGCACACAGUACAAGCAGGAAGCCAUUUCUGAUGAGGUUAUCAAGAAAUGGCAAAAUGCAGACCUGAAUGGCAAGUUCAAGCUCCCUAUGAGGAAUGAAUUCAUACCAACUAAUUUUGAGAUUUAUCCUCUGGAAAAAGAUUCUCCAUCAUUUCCCACCCUUAUAAAGGACACUGCUAUGAGCAAGGUAUGGUUCAAGCAAGACGACAAGUUCUUCUUGCCCAAGGCCUGCCUGAAUUUUGAGUUCUUCAGCCCGUUUGCGUAUGUGGACCCAUUGCAUUGUAACAUGGCCUAUUUGUACCUUGAGCUGCUCAAGGACUCUCUCAACGAGUAUGCAUAUGCAGCCGAGCUAGCUGGCUUGAACUAUGACCUGCAAAAUACCAUCUAUGGGAUGUAUCUGUCUGUGAAGGGCUACAACGAUAAGCAGCACAUUCUGCUGAAGAAAAUCAUCGAGAAAAUGGCCACUUUUGAGAUUGACGAGAAGCGAUUUGACAUCAUCAAGGAGGCGUACAUGCGGUCACUGAACAACUUCCGUGCUGAGCAGCCUCACCAACAUGCCAUGUACUACUUGCGUCUGCUCAUGACCGAGGUGGCCUGGACUAAAGAUGAACUGAAGGAGGCACUUGAUGAUGUCACUCUACCUCGCCUUAAGGCUUUCAUACCUCAGCUGUUGUCACGGUUACACAUUGAAGCCCUUCUCCACGGCAACAUAACCAAACAGUCUGCUUUAGGCAUGAUGCAGAUGGUGGAGGACACGCUUAUAGAGCAUGCUCACACGAAGCCCCUCCUCCCAAGCCAGCUUAUCCGCUACAGGGAGGUACAGGUCCCUGAUGGGGGUUGGUAUGUAUACCAGCAAAGGAAUGAGGUUCACAACAACUGCGGCAUUGAAAUCUACUAUCAGACAGACAUGCAGAAUACUCACGAGAACAUGCUUCUGGAACUCUUCUGCCAGAUCAUCUCAGAGCCCUGCUUUAACACGCUCCGUACCAAGGAGCAGCUGGGUUAUAUCGUGUUCAGUGGGCCACGCCGUGCCAAUGGCGUUCAGGGCCUACGUUUUAUCAUCCAGUCAGAGAAGGCGCCGCACUAUCUGGAGAGCCGCGUGGAGGCCUUCUUGCGGACGAUGGAGAAGUGCGUCGAGGAUAUGAGUGAGGAGGCCUUCCAGAAGCACAUUCAAGCCCUGGCCAUCCGGCGCUUGGACAAGCCCAAGAAGCUGGCUGCCGAGUGUGCUAAGUACUGGGGGGAAAUCAUCUCCCAGCAAUACAACUUUGAUCGAGAUAAUAUUGAAGUGGCAUAUUUGAAGACGCUGACUAAAGAGAAUAUAAUACAGUUUUACAGGGAACUCCUGGCGGUGGAUGCUCCCAAAAGACACAAGGUGUCGGUGCACGUGCUCUCCCGCGAGAUGGACUCCUGUCCAGUAGUGGGGGAGUUCCCAUGCCAGAACGAUGUCAACUUGGCUCCGGCCCCCUCCCUUCCACAGCCUGUCCUGGUGCAGGAUAUGACCGAGUUCAAAAGGAGCCUGCCGCUCUUCCCCUUGGCCAAGCCGCACGUGAACCUCAUGGCUGCCAAACUGUAAUGGCUGAAGGAGCCUGGUCUCUCCCGCCGUCUCCCUCUCGUCCGGCUUCGACAGGAACCACCUGCCGGUCCAUCUGUCGUGUGUGUGUGUGGGUGCGUGUGUGUGUGGGGCAGGAGAGCCAGUCAUGGCUCGGUGCAAAUGUGGUGACGCAAACUUUGUUUUAGAAUGUAUCAUGGUUAAUGAAUGAGGAAGGGGGAAAAAAAAAAGAGAAAAACUGAAGCAUACAUGUAGGGUGAGAGAUAGUUGGAAGAUGUGGAGAUCAGCACUGUUAUCGGUAAAGUGGUCAGAAUUCCUACCAGAGGAAGAGGCUGACAUGGUCAGGUUUAGCUGUGGCAUACAAAGGUCAUGUGCAGGUGACAAGGACAGUUUUUCUAUUUCAGAAUCACUGGGCAGACCCCUCCCCCCCCCGCCCUUUUUUUUUUUUUCCCCUCCCUUCUUCUUGAGGAUAUGAGGCAUGGUAACCCUGUUCACUUGGAGUCCUUUACUUACAUUAAACUGUCCACACAGACAUUUCCUGAAGUAUAUCGAUUCACAGAAGUUCAGCCUUAAAUUAUUAAUCUUUAAAAAUGCUCUGAACUGAUAUAAAACGAGUAAAAUGACAGAGCCCCUUUGAGCAGCUACUUUUUAACCUGCCUUUUAACCAGUGUUUUGUCAUUCUGCCAUCUUCUCAGGGCUACCCCUUCUUGGGCUCAAUUUUAUUUUAAACUUAUAAUAAAACAUUUUAAAUAUUUUAAAUUUUCCUUGCAAUUUUACUUCAAUGUUCUUAUUUGAAUUCCCCCCCCCUCCCUUUUUUUUUUUUUCUUCCUCUUACUGGACACAAUUGGGUCCUGAAUGGGUGGUUCUCUAUUGGUAGUGAUGGAAUAAACAUGAACGUGGCAAUGUGGCAAAGGUUGUACUUUGUGAUGUUAACUUUGCCCUCCAAGUAACUGAGCCCUUCCAGUUACAUCGCUGAUGGGCUCCUUCCACAGUUUUCGGUCACACCUAAAACGGCUUUAAGUGGAUACCUUUGUCGUUUGGGUGAAGAGCGGCCUGCUGGGUCAUUUCUGGAAGAAAACUUCAUAGCCCUGUUUUGGAGCCAUGAGUACCGUGGUAGAGGAUGCAUCUCAUCUGUGUGUGGGAGAAGCAGUGUAGGUGACAACAUGCUGGGUGGAGUGUAUGAGGUGGAGCUGGCAGGUGUGUGUGUGUGUGUGUGUGUGUGUGUGAGAGAGUGUGUGAGAGACUGUGAGAGAGACUGUGAGGUGGUGUUGCUCAUCCAGGAAGCUGCUCUUAGAAACAGGUUCACCUUGUUGUUAAUUUUUUGACCGAUUGCUUUGAAACCUUGUGCAGCACAGUGUUUCGCCGGUUACCGUUCUCACCAUCCCCUCGUGCGUUCGUUCAACUCUUCGAGGGGUUCUGUGUUUUGGCUUGGAUUUAAAAAAGAAAAAAUCCACCUGAGAGGAGUGAUUGGAGUGUCAGUAUUGUGCUUGUAGAUUUGCACUACUCUUCUCAUGAGCAAUAAGAGCCCCUGAGGCCUAAGAGGAGUGAGCUGGAGCCCAUCCUGCUGAGCUGCUCUGGCACCACAGGGGCUCCCACUCUGCACUCUACAAACCCUGGUGCAGGAUGCAAAACCACAACUUGUCUGCAUUUACACUUUCUUUUAUUUACAGCCUACGGAAAGGCAUAGGUUUAACAAAAAUGCAGUGUGUUAGUGUGCAAAUACAGAUGACUCCAUAACUGCACUGACCUCAUCUCUCAGGGCUCGACAGACUUUGCCAAGCCAAAUCACUCCAUAGUCGCUUUUUCCCCCUUUUAUUUUUUUUUACUUAUUUUAUUUUUUUUUUUAAAAAAAAAAAAAAAAAAAUGAUCUGCUCUUUUCUCUUCUAUGUUCUCAGGCUCCUCUAGAAACCACUGUAAUGCUGCAUUUUCUACAAGCGGAAGACUUCUAUUAUACAUUGUAUUUUUUUUUUUUUUUUUUUUUUAAAGAAUUAUGUCCAUCAUGCAGGUUAAAUGAGGUAAUAUUCAUUGCUUGUCCAAGUGUUUUUCCAACAGUACAGCAUGCUUCUUAAUGGCGUUCCAGCAUUUUACUGCGUUUUUACUACAAUGAAGUAGCAUCUCAGGCAUUUUUUCCCCCCUCCCCCCUUUCUCAGUGAAUCCAAAGGCACAACCAUGUUUUAGUAGUAGCACUAGACGUAAGGAGGUUGUAUUUCGGACCUGUCUCUCACUACCUUGUUCACCAGGGUACGAGGGUCAUCAGUGCAGGACUGGCCAGUGAGUCACAAGAAGGGGACGUUAUCUCACAAGUCCUUUGUAACCCAGCCGUUCACAUGCAUAGCUCUUGCAGUUUUCACACAAGUUGACAGCUCUUUAGCUACUCAUGUUGGCUGGGAGAAGUUUGGCCUGUGUUUAGUAUCUGCCCAAUCAUGAAUGAACAUCAGACACAGCUUGAGCUGAACUACUCUUGAUACUCUGCUGUUGAUUUGUUUAGAUUUAAUUGAUGGGUUGUGAUGGAGUGCUUAUACCAUGUACAGGUGGUGUGAAGUGAUGAGUAAAUUUUUUUAAGUCAUUAAACAUAUAAAAUUCUCA